CCUAUAUACCCUCCAUCGCCAUGUUGGCGACACCUUUCAGUGGAGGUCCAGGGCAGUCAUUCUUUACACACAUUCUUUUAUAUCCACCCUCGAAAUGACAGGACAGGCGCCGUUGGUGAUGGGUGUGGUGUGGGUGUUCACGGGGUUUACUGCAUUCAUCGUGAUGGCGAGGAUGUUUAUUCGAUCGAGGAUUCUGCGAAAUGUAGGAUUGGAUGAUUGGUUGAUCGGUAUAUCCAUGAUCUUCGGCAUCAUCUACGCCAUCACCACCACCAUCAGCGUCUCAUUCGGAUACGGCCAACACGCCUCGACAUUAUCGCCCGACAACGUCUCCAACUCUCUCUUAUGGUGCUAUAUUUCUUUCAUCUUUGGCAUUCUCUCCUUUGCAAUUCCCAAACUCGCCAUCGCGGCGUUGCUCAAUCGACUCUUCAACCCGGGCUACUGGAAUCGCAUCUGGCUCUGGUUUCUGACUGGGCUGGUGGCUGUCGUCGCUGGAAUCAAUAUCAUCGUGCUGUUUACGCAGUGUACGCCAAAAGUGGCGAUGUGGAAGACGGAAUUGAUACUCUCUGGUCAAGCAAAGUGUCGCGAUCCGUGGAUUUUGGUUGGAUAUGCGACUUUUAACGGGGCUUUCUCCGGCUUUGCGGAUUUGUAUCUGGCCGUCUACCCCAGCUUUGUGCUGUGGAAGCUGCAGUUGUCGCUGCGGAAGAAGGUGGCGUUGAGUGCCACUCUGGGCUUUGGUGCUGUUGCCUGCUCCAUCGCCAUCGUCAAAUGCGUCCAACUCAAAAGUCUCGCCGAUCUAUCCGAUCCUACCACCGCCACCGUCCCCCUGGUAAUCUGGACCAACGUCGAAGCCAACAUGGUCAUCAUUGCCUCGUGCAUCCCAACGCUGCAACCCCUCCUUGAACUCAUCAUGGGCAAACGCAAACUCUCCUCCUUUGCCCGCUCAAACCGGUACCAGCAAAGCACGACCCAAGUCAACCACAGCAAGCAGUCGAAUAUCUCGAAAAAGAAAGUCAGUCACAAAGACGCGGAGAGCCAGGAGAGUGUGCUUCGACUGCCUGGGGCGGAUGAGGGGUUUUAUAACAUACGACGCACGGAUGAUGUGUGUAUUGAGUAUGAGAUGUAUUCGCCGACGUUGGUGUCGCCGAGGGAUCAGAGUAGUUUUGAUUAGACGUUCUUUUACUAUUUUCUAUGAUUGUUUAUGUUGUUUAUAUGGAUUGGAGAUGGUUAUGGAUAUAAUUAAUUUAUAAUGGAGGCGCUAAAUUGCGCAAUGCAUACAGGGAUGAUAAGCCUCACCCG
Messenger RNA from Aspergillus wentii DTO 134E9, 1296 nucleotides. RefSeq lists its product as uncharacterized. The transcript is spliced from 5 exons. Bases 95 to 1168 code for a protein of 357 amino acids. Lineage: Eukaryota; Fungi; Ascomycota; Eurotiomycetes; Eurotiales; Aspergillaceae. The record is from RefSeq and is a predicted model, not a curated record.